Molecule: messenger RNA, 348 nt
Organism: Cooperia oncophora
Lineage: Eukaryota; Metazoa; Nematoda; Chromadorea; Rhabditida; Trichostrongylidae
Source: the annotation of a GenBank genome assembly
AUGCUUGUUCCUCUCACUGGUCCCUCUUGUGGAAAAUGUGAACUUCGACGAACUCAGGGAACACCACCACCGGACGAUUAUAUGAGUAAGACGGUGCAAUGUUUUGAGGAGUUCGCGUUGAUCUACGCCAAUCAGAAUGUCCGCAAUCUCAGACCGAAUUUCUAUCUGCUCAACUUGACGAAUCUCACCUGGUUACCGUUGAACCUCAUGCUUUCACAUCACUUCCCGAAUGGAAAGAUAUCACUACAAAAGUGUGGCGAGGAGGUGGUCUAUCUACAUGGUGAUUGCAAUCUCUCCAACUGCGUUGAACGUACUCACCUCUAUCAAAUCGACGUUGAACCCCUUUCG